Echinococcus granulosus is the source of this 543-nucleotide messenger RNA. RefSeq names its product PRKR-interacting protein. Lineage: Eukaryota; Metazoa; Platyhelminthes; Cestoda; Cyclophyllidea; Taeniidae. The record is from RefSeq and is a predicted model, not a curated record. Gene Ontology annotation, molecular function: double-stranded RNA binding; protein kinase inhibitor activity; protein kinase binding. Gene Ontology annotation, biological process: negative regulation of protein kinase activity. Gene Ontology annotation, cellular component: nucleolus. Bases 1 to 543 code for a protein of 180 amino acids. The transcript is spliced from 5 exons.
AUGACUGAUGCGGAGGAUCCGGAGGAAAGUGGUGUGCCCGCGGUCAAUCCAUACAAGAUGGGUACUUACGAUCUAGUGCGGAUGAGAAUAAACAAGCUAAUGGAAAGACCGGACGUUCCCGUGGUUAUACCGGAGUCUUCCAGAAGGAAGGAACCGAAGGCACCUCCCGACUUCGUUAGGAAUGUUUGGGGCUCAGCCGCUGGCGUUGGAAGUGGGGACUUCCACAUUUAUCGUGGGAUACGUCGAAGAGAGUACGCCCGUCUGGAGUUUAUAGAACAACAGGCCAAAGAGAAAGCUAAGGCUGACGCCUAUAUUGCAGAGCACGAAGCAAAGAAUCGUGCUAUCGAAGAGAAAAGGGCGAAAAAGCGAGCCAAAAGGCAAAGGCGUAAAGAGGCGCGGAAGCGCAAACGCAAAGACGGUACCGAUCCCAGAACCACUGAUGAUGACUGCAGCGAUCAGGAAAUCGAGUGCACUGAAAGCAAAUUGGCCAAGGCAAAAUCGGACAGUGCCAUCGACGAGGGUGAAGACUCAAAGUCAGAAUAA